AUGCCGACGAAAGGCUCCAAAGUGAAGCGGGUGAAAGCCGGGAAAGGAAAGAAAGAAGGCAAACAGGAGUCCAAGGCGGACAAAGAGUCCGACGUUGAGAAGGCCAAGGCCAACGCGGCUCUGUGGGAGCUGAGGUUACAGGUCACCGGGCAGUCGCUCACCGAGUACCAGGAGGCCUGCCACAAGCUGGCCCGAGCUAACGAGCAGCUCACCGGUCAGCUGUACCGCGCCGAGAAGGACGCCAUCGACAUAACCGGCCACUGGCAGAGACAGCUGGCGGCCAGAGAGGAGAAGAUCAGCAUGCUGGAGAAAACCCUCGAAAGUCAAGAGGCACUGGCACGUGAAGAGAAGAACAAACUGGAGAGGGACUUGAACAGGAUCCAGGACAGAAUGAAGAUACUGAAGGAGAUGGAGGCCCAGAUGGAGCAGGAAAUCAAUGACCUUGGAAAAAACAUGGAUGAUGCUGAGAAGGAGCACAGGGAGAAUAUAAACAAAAUGACGAACAAAUUCUGCAAAGAAAAGGAACGCCUGGAGGAGGACAUGGUGGUACAAUGCAAUCAAAUGAUGGCCAAGAUGAAGCUGGACCACCUUGAAGCCGUUGGGCAGUUGGAAGGUGCCAUGUACUCUGCAUUCAAGGAGCGAGAUCGUCUCAAUGAAGCACUGAAGUAUCACGUAAAGGAGUCACAGGACCUACAUAAAUUGACAAAUUCUCUGGCGAAGGAAAAUACCUCGCUGGCACUGAACAAGGACAUGCUUCAGAUGACCGUAAAGAAGAACGAAGCUCAGAUGGAGGCUCAGAAUCAGAGGCUCUCUGAACUGAGGGCCAAGGUGGUUUCCCUGGAGAAGGCGUUGGUGCUGAAAGCUGGGGAACUUGAGCUGCAGGAAAAGAAGGAAAAGAUGAACCUGGUCACCAUCCAGGCCAGCCAGGUGGAGCUGGAGAAGCUGCAGAACGUCCUCGCCAUGCGAGAGAAGGAGUUGGGGCACAUCAAGCAGCUCGCGAGCACCAUCGUAGAGAAGCGCAGAGAGCUGGAGGAGUUCUUCCAUGAGGCCCUGGCUCACGUGAAGCAGGAGAUCGAGGCCAGUAGGCUCCAGUACAAAAAGGAGGCCCUGCAGGGUUAUCGCUGGAGAUUUAGAGAAGCCACAGCAGGAAAGAUAAAGUUUCCACCCAUCCGCACCUUCCAUAAAAGUCUCCACAGUACCAACUCUGUGUAUUCAGACAUGGAGGCAGCUGUGACAUGGACUCAUCCUCCAGGCAGCAAAGUUCAAAUCUCAGAUCUCACAUGGGAGCAGAAGGAACAAGUGCUCCGGCUUCUCUUUGCUAAAAUGAACAGACAGAGAGAAAGAAAAGUCGAGCAACAUCUGGCUGCAUCUCCCUCCUCUGAGAAGAAGAGCCUUAUUGACAGUGAUGCUGCCGGAAUUAGAGAGGAGCUCUCCCCAGUGACCAUCAGCACCCAGGCGCCUGAGUCCAUUCUGCCCUCAAACCCCAACAGCCUGCCAGAUAUACACAUCACAUGACCUCUGUGUGGCCUCUACAUCUCACAGAUUGUUUGCCUCUGCUGUGUGUGUGUGUGUGUGAGCGGCAAGUAUAGAAGAAUACAAGAUGUUUGCAUUGACGUGUGACUUGUGAGUACUUUCUUUCAUCAUACAGCCCGUGUGAAUUCUGUUAAACCCACUGAAAGGAUCGCUGUACUUCAAUACAACACUGAUACCAAAACACGC
Stegastes partitus (bicolor damselfish) is the source of this 1719-nucleotide messenger RNA. It is a transcript of the gene bbof1a, whose product is annotated as basal body orientation factor 1a. The transcript has 11 exons. The coding region runs from base 1 to 1515 and encodes 504 amino acids. Lineage: Eukaryota; Metazoa; Chordata; Actinopteri; Pomacentridae. The record is from RefSeq and is a predicted model, not a curated record.